CAUCUGAUUGACGAUCUUUUCCCCUUUUUUUCCUUUCAGGCUCGUGUGCGGACAAAAACCGUGAAGAAAGCUGCUCGUGUAAUCAUCGAAAAAUACUACACGAAGCUGACGCUUGAUUUCCACACAAACAAACGUGUAUGUGAGGAUAUCGCUAUUCUUCCCAGCAAGAAGCUGAGGAACCGAGUUGCAGGGUUUUUGACUCAUUUGAUGAAACGUAUUCAGCGUGGCCCUGUUCGAGGCAUCUCCAUCAAGCUGCAGGAGGAGGAGAGGGAGAGGAGGGACAACUACGUUCCUGAUAUCUCCGUCCUGGAGCAGAAUGAUGUCAUUGAGGUCGACCCAGACACCAAGGAGAUGUUGAAGAUGCUGGACUUUGCCAACAUCCCGAACCUGCAGGUCACUGCUCCAAUCACCCAGAUGGGAGCGGGCCAGGGAGGUCCCCAGCAGGGCGGCUACGGCGGCAGACAGCAGCGUAAUUGAUUGUAAUAUAACUGACCUGAAUAAAGAGAAAAACUA
This is a messenger RNA of Mya arenaria, 513 nucleotides long. Its product is annotated as 40S ribosomal protein S17-like. Gene Ontology annotation, cellular component: ribosome. Gene Ontology annotation, biological process: translation. The record is from RefSeq and is a predicted model, not a curated record. Gene Ontology annotation, molecular function: structural constituent of ribosome. The transcript is spliced from 4 exons. Lineage: Eukaryota; Metazoa; Mollusca; Bivalvia; Myida; Myidae. The annotation marks the transcript as partial.